AUGGCAGUGUUUCUGUCUAAAACCGUUGAACAAGAUGAGAAUCUCAUAUCGUUCACCUACCACUUCAGAGUGCCUAGGCGAUUACCAUUGCGUUCGGAUGCAUCUUCAAAAAUACCAGCUGAAUUGGAGGCUAUGUAUGGUCAAUAUCCUCCACUAUUGGUUCAAUAUUCUGGAACUUCUAUAGCAAACCGAGUUGUCGAUCCGAACUUCGAUUAUCUUGACCCUGUUUGGAUGGCGCACUGCGACGAGAUUUUGCGCAGAUCCGAAUUAUUCAAUGAACGACUGCGAGAUCGCUACGGUAUAGAGCCAGAUGUAGAUGUCGAAGAAGACGAAGACAUGAGACCUAGAUUUUUGAGAACGUCCGACACAUCGGGAAGCGAUGUUGAUGAAGACGUUGACGAAACAGGGCGAUUAGGAAAAGGAUUUCGACGCGUCCCUUAUACUCCUUUUCCUGGUAAGACAGAUCGCACAACUCGUGAUACAGCAAAAAUGAUUAUAAAAACUCUUGCCAAUCCGCAUGCUGGGAACGAAGCUAAAUAUCGCGUUACCUCAACGAUAUCGUCGAUUGCAGGCGAAGGACCAGCCUACAACCCUAUCCGCCUCGUCCGUUCUGAUCCACAAGUGUCACGAGCAUCCAGUAUCGUUUGUACCGCUGAUCUUGUCGCGACAAAGGCAGCCUCCUCAACCUCAUGCCUCGCAUCAAAUCUUGUAUCCCUCACUCACAGCUCAUUCUCCAAUGAAACGAGCACUACUUCUGGGUCAUAUGCUCGUCAAAAUGCUCGGUCGAGUUCGGCACAUUCAAGAUUGACUCCGCAUAGAAGAAGAUACUCGCCGACAAUUUCCGAUGUGGUCAGAUUCCGCAAUCGUAUCGGGGUCCUUAGCGAUUUUCUCAGAAAUCCACGCCAUAGACCACCAAAACCAGGGGUGCCUACGAAUUCGGAUGCAUCGACGCAGCAUGGCGCAGGAAGCUCAGAAAAUGAGUAGAAACAAGGCGAAACUGUGUUCAUUAACCAAAAUUUCCUUAUAAC
Molecule: messenger RNA, 1028 nt
Organism: Cylicocyclus nassatus
Lineage: Eukaryota; Metazoa; Nematoda; Chromadorea; Rhabditida; Strongylidae
Source: the annotation of a GenBank genome assembly